UGUUGUUCUGUGCAAUGACGUAGCAGGAACUGCUCCCGGGCCAACAGCUGACAUGUGUUGUGAGUGUUAUAAGUUAGUCAUUUAACAUUUAGCGUUAGCUUACUUAUUCGGGUCAGGCUGUGUUUGAGACGUAUUCAGUAUAUUUAAACUGUACGUGCAGGUCAAAGACAAAAUAAAAAGGCUUUUUAACGUACGUAGCGCUCACUUAACAAAGGUAAGUAUUCGCCUGCUAACAACUAACAUUAAGUUAUGUAACGUUCAAUAGAAAAACCAGUGGUCUAUGAACCUUCACAGCAAAAUAUAACCGCGUUACAACACGUGAAACAAUUUAUCCUGAACGGUGUAAAGUGAACGUUACUCACCUUGUUUUCCAUUCCUAUGCAGAGAGACAGUAGAGUUAACGUUACACCUUCCCUUUGAUUCUACUGCCAACUAGUUAACAUCCGAUUCCAACUACUAAUACCGCCCUGUAUCAGAGAAUAAAGCACCCUAUUCAUUAUGCAGUCUGUGCAGUGUGCACCCUCUAGCGACUAUUGAGAUAUGAAUGGUGCAAAUAAAAAAAAAAGAUGCGUGGUUUCAGGUCAUCCCAAUUAGCUGAUCUCAUAUAACCGAAAGACACAUUCAACUGAAGAUGCAGUUAGCUAUUAAAUGAGAUCAGCUGAUAGAGUGUAUUGGCUCAAACGAGCAUGCCUUUUCUUUCAUUGGCCAUGACUCUGGCAGUGCCUUCACUCCGAUCAGUGAGGCAGAGGAGCAGUUUUGCCUUUGCACUUCAUUGAUCUAAGUCAAGCUGUGGCUUGUGAGAUAAUCUCCGCUGCACUUGAGCUCACUUCCCUGAAUGCACAAUGAACAUCAGCUGCUUUCGUGGACACAUCGUCUCUUUCUAAGCUGUUAGCGCUGACUCUGCUGUUUCAGUUCUGCAUUCUCAUCAUUCGGGUUGACUGAUCAUCAUCAUCAUCAGAGACCGAAACAUGAACUGUGUGUGUUGUGUGAACUGGAGCUGAGGUCAGGUUGUUGUUCCCGCAGGUUGUUAGUUAAAAUGCUGUCCGUUCAUACUGCCUGGGCCUUGCUAAGCCUUGCACCCCUGUUGGUGCUUGGUGUUCCUCCCAUUUGGACCCAGCCUGAGCAAACGCACCUCUCUUAUCCAGGAGUGCCAGGUUCUAUGGUGGUGACCUGGACCACCUUCAAUGAGACAGAGAGCCAGGUGGAGUACGGUCUUCUGGGGGGUCGGCUCUUUGAGAUAAGCAGCAAAGGGCACGCGACGCUGUUUGUGGACUCAGGCGAGGAGAAGAGAAAGAUGUACAUCCACAGGGUCACUCUCACCGACCUCAAACCUGCUGCUACUUAUGUCUACCACUGUGGGAGUGAUGAGGGUUGGAGCGAUGUUUUCUCCUUCACCGCUCUGAACGACAGCACCAGCUUCAGUCCCAGAUUCGCUCUGUACGGUGACCUGGGCAAUGAGAACCCUCAGUCUCUGGCACGACUGCAAAAGGAGACGCAGCUCGGCAUGUACGACGCCAUCCUGCACAUCGGUGACUUUGCCUACGAUAUGCAUGAGGACAAUGCCAGGAUCGGAGAUGAGUUCAUGAGGCAGAUUCAGUCCAUCGCAGCCUACGUGCCCUACAUGACCUGUCCAGGCAACCACGAAUCUACAUAUAACUUCUCCAACUACAGGAAUCGCUUCAGCAUGCCAGGCCAGACUGAAAGCCUGUGGUACAGCUGGAACCUGGGGUCAGCACACAUCAUCUCCCUCUCCACUGAGGUUUAUUUCUAUCUCGAAUUCGGCCAGGAGCUGAUCUUCAAGCAGUACGAGUGGCUGAUGAAAGACCUCGAGGAGGCCAACAGGCCAGAGAACCGAGCAGUGCGUCCAUGGAUCAUCACCAUGGGACACAGACCCAUGUACUGCUCCGAUGACGACCAAGACGACUGUACUCGGUUUGACUCCUAUGUCCGACUGGGACGGAAUGACACCCAACCGCCAGCUCCAGGUCUAGAGGAUCUAUUUUACCGCUAUGGAGUGGAUGUGGAGUUGUGGGCACAUGAGCACACAUAUGAGAGGCUUUGGCCUGUCUACGGUGACAAGGUGCACAAUGGAAGCAAAGAGCAGCCUUAUGUGAACCCAAAAGCUCCAGUACACAUCAUCGCAGGCUCUGCUGGCUGCAGAGAGAAGACCGACAAGUUCAAUCCAAACCCCAAAGAGUGGAGCGCUCUCCGCAGCACGGACUACGGCUACACCCGCAUGCAAGUAGUCAAUGCCACCCACAUUUACUUGGAGCAGGUCUCCGAUGACCAGUAUGGGAAGGUGAUUGACAGCAUAUGGGUGGAGAAGGAAAAGCACGGCUUCUCUGCCUGGUUCUGAAGACGGCCAUGCACUUUAAACUUCAGACAAGCACAUUUUUUUGCUGCGUCACACCAAUCAUGCACUGAUGAAGGACGUUUUCAUUCCUAUUCAUUCAGCUUUUCAAAUUAAGAUUUAGUGAAUCCUUUUACGUUUUAUCCAUUUAGAAGACCACUUUAGUGCAAAUGUAUAUAAUGAAACAUGCGUUUGAAUAAUUUGUUUGAAUGGAUCUCUCAUUUUGUCCUGUCUUCAAAACCAUCAUCACUAUAGUGUAACUUUAGUUUUUUAGUUUGUCAUGGCCAGGUAGAUGUACUGUAGGUCCCUUCAUUGCUGCCUGAAUAAUCUAUUGACCGUAGACAUAAACAGCAUGAGUCUGGCAGACACCAGACCCCAUUCCCUUCAGAGCAUUUUCUUCAUUUCGAAACCUGGAAAUGCACUUACACAGAUCAAGUCUCCCUUCUAUCAGUCUAUGAAGAUUCUGCCGUGGAGAAUGCUAUCAGGAUAUUGGAACCUCAUUUUAUUGUCCAUCUGUGUGGCUGUCCAUGACCUGAGUCGAAAAAGACAGAAGUCUACGCCUACACAACAGGACUGUUAUGUAACUCAGGGAUGCUUGUGGCUUUGGGCACUUGCAAAGUGAGAGAAGGCGCUUUCCGCAAAGGACUGUUGCUCACGCCAUGACUCUCACCACUAUGUUGGUAUUAAUUCCUUAAAACAACAUGCUGCCUGUGAUGAUUAUUGGCGGACAACCAGGGCAGAUCUGCAUGCAUCUGUGUUUUGAGUUGUCAAGCUGUCUGUUAGCGCCAGAGAGCAAUCAUGUCUCUGCAUAAUUCUACAGUCUAUACAAAAUCAAUGAUUUGUUAACGCUACACACGUGAGUUAACACACAGCACGUUAUUUGGCAGACGUUUCUAUACAAAGCACAUGCAGGACUAUGAGAGGAUAUAUGUUAAUCACUCAUGAAAACACUGCAGGGAAAAUGCCCAAAUGAAGGACCAAAAACCCGCUCACACUUGAUCAUGAUGUGUCACAACAAGUUAGCCAUACAAAGCCCAGAGUUCUUGUAGAGAGUACAAAAGUAGUCGGGCAUCAGUGGCAUGUCUGUAAACCUAACUGAGGAUUUGUUGAACUUCUCUCUGGUGUCAAUACCGCGCAGCGCAGCUGGGGUCUGGCAGACGAAGGAGACACAAGCGCACAGUGAUCACACCUCACACUCACAUGCUCUUGGUGUGCCGACCCACUGCUAACUGCCACUCACACACAACCUUAUGAUUGUACAAGUAUCUCAGUAGAGAAGGCCCCGCACCACUGAGUUCCUGACCUUCGACCCGCUCAUGCUACACUCUGUAUGUUGAUGUCUCCCACUGAGUGGCCGACGCGAGAAAGAAGCAGCGCUAAGUGCAGACUGCAGAGACCAGCGGGGGGGACUGGGGAGGAGAGUAUGUGCUGCCAGACUGUAGCCUACAUUGAAUCAUUGUAAUUAUUUACAAUUGUUAGCGACCACAUUUAUAGUCUAAUAAAAGACGGUUGUUUUCCAUUUAA
Anarrhichthys ocellatus (wolf-eel) is the source of this 3874-nucleotide messenger RNA. RefSeq names its product acid phosphatase 7, tartrate resistant (putative) (gene acp7). NCBI's taxonomy places the organism in Eukaryota, Metazoa, Chordata, Actinopteri, Perciformes, Anarhichadidae. The transcript has 14 exons. Bases 1037 to 2356 code for a protein of 439 amino acids. The record is from RefSeq and is a predicted model, not a curated record. Gene Ontology annotation, molecular function: acid phosphatase activity; metal ion binding.